UUGCGCACGAAACGUCAAAAAUAGCGACUCGGGAAAAAACACGUCAGUAAUUUGCAAGUUUAAAUUACCAGAGAAUUAAUGAAAUAAUCGUAUUUAUACUUUAAUCCCCGAUAAUGUGUUAUCGAAAUUAAAUACGUGGUUGAGUAGUAUAGUUCGCGUAAAUAGAAUUUUACUUUUAAGUGACUGCGAUUUGUGUAUGUCUAAAGAAGAUUUCGGUGUGCUAUUCGCAGCAGGCCGGUAACCUUUAGGCUUAUUUGGUAAAACAUGGGAUUCGAUAAACGGAUUAAAUUAAACCUAUUUACAUGGUUUAUUACCCUGUCUACAGUUUUCUGCUCAGUGCAACCACCGGCAAUUAACCCUGGCAUUUUUAAUACACCGAAUACAAUCGGAGAGUGCCACUCUUGUAAAAUAUUCGUCGAAUCAUUCAACAAGGGCCUCGAGAGAACCUCGAGAGGGAAAUACGAGGGCGGAGACGCAGCUUGGGAGGAGGAAAAGCUAAAAUCCUAUAAGCGCAGUGAAUUACGAUUGGUGGACAUACAGGAAGGCAUUUGUAAAGAUGAAUCCAAAUACGCCAUACAGUGCCAUCAUGUGGCGAAUAAGGCUGAGGAAUUCAUAGAGGAAUGGUGGGCCCAAGACCCUAAUGAGUCAGAAGACUUAUACUUGUACAUUUGUAUAGAUAGCCUUAAGGUUUGCUGCCCUAAGAACCAUUUCGGGAAGGACUGUAAACCAUGUUUAAGUAAUUUGUGCAGUGGUAAUGGGAAAUGUAGGGGGGAUGGUACAAGGAAAGGUAAUGGCACUUGUCUUUGUGAUGCAGGCUAUAUUGGAGAGAUAUGCGAUCAAUGUGCUUUAGGAUACUUUAUGUCCUAUAAAGAUGAUAACAAAAUACUCUGUUCAGAGUGCCACAAAGCUUGUCUUGGAGGUUGUCAGGGUGGUUCGCAAAAAGACUGUGUUGCCUGUAAACCAGGCUUCAUUUUCGACGCUACAGCUGGCUGUCUAGAUAUAAAUGAAUGUGAGGAUACAAAAAAAUGUAAAGACAACCAGAUUUGUUUGAAUUCCCUUGGUUCCUACACUUGUAUGGACUGCGACAAGGCUUGCAAUGGCUGUCAUGGUGUUGGACCAGAUAUGUGCAUUAAAUGUGCACAAGACUACUCUUUGGACGGAGAGUAUUGCGUACGGGAUAGUAAUGAAAUGGACAACAGUGAAAUAUUAGCAUCUACAAGGUACAUGUCAUACGUCGGUUUUCUCAUAACGAUUGCUAUUUUGAUCCCGAAGUCAACAUAUCUGGCAAGCAUGGUUGGCACCAUGGUGAUGUGCUACAUAAUGGGUGCAGAGUAUUACUGUAUGAUAAACGGACACACAGGGCUUGUGAAUCUAACUAACUACGACUUAUUCCAGCUACUUCGUACAUAAAUGUAAGCUAGAGCGUAAGCCAGAGUUAAGGAGGAAGGGGGGGUUAUCCAGGGCUGGCCUCCGGCUUUUUAUAAAUUUACACAUUUAUCUAUCAAAAUAUAAUAAGUAUAAUAACCUUUUGUAUGACAACAAUAGUCAACACAUGUAUUAUUGUUUUAUUUUGUCCUGAAUUUUCUUAAUGAAUAAUAUGAUGGGGCUAGGCUUCGUAGAAGCUGGUCAGAGUAACCAAACAUCUUUCAGAAUUAGAGCAGUUAAUUUGAAAUAUUUUGUAUUUUUUGUAUUUUUCUCUUCUAUGUUACCAAUAUAGUUAUAUCACCUAUAUCAAUGAACAUUAAGAUUUAAUGUAAUUAUAGACAAGUACUAGACAAAUCUGUGAAAAACAUGGGCCCCACUGAAGGUAAUCCUGGCUACGCCCAAGUGAAAUCAAUAACUUUAGAAAUAAAAAUAAACUUGGCUCAAUUGAAUGGUCUGAAAGUAUAGUAGGUAAUACUUGAAGACUGUUGAUUCGGUUUAUUUAAGGUAAACAGUGUAUAAGAAUAAGCGUCAAAAUGUAUUUGCAAUAUUUUUUUUUUGCAUUUCUCUUUGCAAUAUUAGAUGCAUUGUACGGGUCAUCGAGUUGCCUAUAUUUGGAUGAAAUAUCAGUAAUUAGAAAAAAUCUUAGACAACCAAAAUACUCAGUCAAGUCAUAGUAUUUUUAAUUUUGUCCCAAAAAUUUUAUUAAAAAAAUAUUUACGCUCAUUCAGCACCUUAAGACAAGCUAGAUUUUUUAAACUGGACUUUUAUUGAGACCUUUGUUUAAGAUAUUUUCACUCCAUCUGGCAGUUCUCAAACUAGAUGUAAUGUAAAGUAUUGGUAAAUAUAAAUAAUAAACGAAAACUUAUUACUGUAUACUGAAUUUAUUAAAUGUAGA
Pararge aegeria (speckled wood butterfly) is the source of this 2320-nucleotide messenger RNA. RefSeq names its product cysteine-rich with EGF-like domain protein 2. The record is from RefSeq and is a predicted model, not a curated record. Bases 265 to 1410 code for a protein of 381 amino acids. Gene Ontology annotation, molecular function: calcium ion binding. The transcript has 2 exons. NCBI's taxonomy places the organism in Eukaryota, Metazoa, Arthropoda, Insecta, Lepidoptera, Nymphalidae.